Naegleria fowleri is the source of this 1590-nucleotide messenger RNA. RefSeq lists its product as uncharacterized. Bases 1 to 1590 code for a protein of 529 amino acids. Gene Ontology annotation, molecular function: peptidoglycan beta-N-acetylmuramidase activity. The record is from RefSeq and is a predicted model, not a curated record. The transcript is spliced from 2 exons. Lineage: Eukaryota; Heterolobosea; Eutetramitea; Acrasida; Naegleriidae.
AUGAUUGAAGCGACUCAAAACUCAUGUGCUGCUCGUUCAAACUCAUUGAUCGUUUCAGCUUCGUGUAAUGAUCAUUAUCCACAGAAACGACAGAGGAUGAAUCAGUAUACGGAGUAUACUUUCGGACCUAGACUCCUUCCCGUUAGGUCAAUAGUUCUGCUUCUGCUUGUUACUUUGAGUCUUUCCAUUUCAUUGAAUGUUCACCCUGAAUUUAAUGUAAAUGCCCGUGAAAUCAAGCCUUCUACCUCUUCUCUUCGUUUAUAUAAUAAGAACAGAAAAUAUCAUGAAAUUGAUUCUUUUCCUAAACCAUCAAUGAACACGAGAAAUUUUAUUGAGCCAGGAGUCAAUAAUUAUCUCACUCCUUUGUAUGGACAUUCGAUUGGUCUCAUUACUAAUCCAUCAGGACAGUCCUACUCUCUUUCAAGAUCCACGAUUGAUUUGUUGCUCGAAUUAUCGAAUGAAGGAAAAUUGAAAUUAAUUGCAUUAUUUGCUCCUGAGCAUGGAGUUUAUGGAGAUAAAGCACCAGGACAAUAUUUUGGGGAUUAUAUUGAUCCUGUGACUCAUUUACCGAUUUAUAGCUUGUAUAAUGAUCAACAUUCUAGAAAUGAUUUAUACAAGCCAUUGCCUUACAUGUUGAAAAAUAUCAGUAUGCUCGUUUUGGAUAUUCAAGAUGUUGGAAUGAGACCUUUUACAUUUAUUAGCACCAUGUGUGAAUCUUUGAUUAGUUCCAAAGAAAAUAAUGUGAAAUUUACAAUUUUAGAUCGAAUUAAUUUAUUGAAUGGAUGUAUAAUUGGAGGACCGAUGCUAAAUUUAAAGUAUAAAAGUUUUAUUGGAAUUUACAAGUUACCGCUCAUCACUGGUAUGACUAUGGGAGAGUUGGCAAAAUUAUUUGACACAGAAAUGAAUAUUAAUAUGGGAGAUCAAUUGACUAUUAUUCCUGUGAAGGAUGACUCUUUGAAUACCUACUCCAAAUAUCGACCGUCAUUCAGAGAAAUUCGAGAAUAUUUCAAACAACCAAUAUUAUAUUUACCGCCAAGCCCAAAUCUUCCUAAUAUAGAUACUGUGGAAUUGUAUUCUGGUUUGGUAUUGUUUGAAGCCAUGUACAAUGUGUCGAUUGGGAGAGGAACCACCAAUCCUUUCCAAGUCAUUGGAGCUCCAUUUAUUGAUUCAAGAAAAUGGCUUAACUUGUUGCAUUCUCAAUAUGAAAAAGAGUUGGCAAUGUAUUUUAAAUAUGUACAGAUUUCAUACCCCACCUAUUUUAUUCCUACUCAGGAUAUUCAUACGAAUAAGCAAUGUGAAGGCAUUCGGUUGGUAUUGAAACCACUCGAGAAUGCAUCAGAUUCGCAAAUUGCAGAAUAUUACCAGAGCUUUUUGCCCAUCUCGUUGACAUUAAUCAAAUCACUUCUGCAGCUCUACGAUGCGAAUCAACUCAUGUGGAGAAACAGUUUUGCCAAAUCAUUAAUUGGAAACGACCAAACCAUCCAGCUCAUCCUAGAUCCAAAAGUGAGCGUAGAAGAAAUUGUACAAUCAUGGCAACCUGAUUUAGAUGCCUUUAAUGGAGUUCGCUCUCGUUAUUUAAUUUACAAGUGA